Messenger RNA from Suillus fuscotomentosus, 1156 nucleotides. RefSeq lists its product as uncharacterized. The transcript has 6 exons. Gene Ontology annotation, cellular component: Golgi apparatus. Gene Ontology annotation, biological process: GDP-fucose import into Golgi lumen; protein O-linked glycosylation via fucose. Gene Ontology annotation, molecular function: antiporter activity. The record is from RefSeq and is a predicted model, not a curated record. Lineage: Eukaryota; Fungi; Basidiomycota; Agaricomycetes; Boletales; Suillaceae. The coding region runs from base 124 to 993 and encodes 289 amino acids.
CGAACGAUGAACGUUCUGAACCAGCUCGUUUCGGCUGUAUGAAAAUGACCUAGGCAUAAUCUGUCCCACAUUAAAACCACAAGUUGAUCCCUGUGUUCUUCCAGUCCCCCCAUUCUGGAAAGCAUGAAUAACAGGUAUUUUGACGCGAACACACCGAAGGUAGCGGCGGUCGUGGGGUUCUACAUGUCCGCCGCACUGGUGUGCAGGAACAAAGCUGUUCUUAAUAGUUCACCGGAUUUACCGCUGCUAUUCCUCCUCCUGCAGCUUCUCAUCGCAGUCUUGCUUCUCCACGUGGCGGCUAUGUUCAUUACACGUGUCGAGAUACCCAAGCUCGAGCUUGGAACCGCGAAGAAGCUCACACCUGUGGUCCUUGUCAACAUUAUCGGACUCAUUUUUAAUACGCUCUGCCUUCGUGAUGUCGAAGCCUCUUUCUUCCAAAUUGCGCGUGGCCUUGUCCUACCUCUGACCAUCGUUGUGUUCUCUGCACACACUCGCACUGUGCCUUCUAUUCGAGUUGGAAUUGCUGCCGGGUCAGUUACCAUAGCACCGUCUGCAGCAGUUCCCUCCCACGUUGCACCUUCAAGUCUUUCCCUGUUAUAUGGUCUCCUCUCGUCGCUUUUUAUCGCUUUCCAUGCUGUUCUUAUCAAGUCCUCCCUCCCUUAUUGCAACAACUCAACCAUUCAACUUGCAUACUGGACUAACUUGGGCUCUGCAAUCUUCCUUCUCCCUUUCGUCUUGCUUCACAGAGAAAUUUUUAUCCUUGAGGACCUUAUCCACGAUUCGAAUUGGGACGGACAAGUAUUCCUAUGGGGGAGUGUCGUGACUGGCAUUUUCGGUUUCUUACUUUGUAUCGCUGGCCUGCUCAGCAUCAAGGUUACAAGUCCUAUCACACAUAUGUUCUCUAGCGCCUUAAGAUCUGUUAUUCAAACCCUGCUGGGUGUCUGGAUAUUCAAGGACAUCAUGACGGUGUAUGUACUCGAUUCUGAUCCAUAAGGUCUUCGAGAUGAACUCUAUCUUCGCACAGCAAUCGCGCAAGUUCUAUUCUGGUUAUCAUGAUAGGCACCGUUUAUUACACCUGGAUCAAAUCGUUGGAAACCGCACCUCCGCCGCGCAAGGAUGUUGACCUCGAGGCUAUAGGAAAUAGAAAACGCGAAGA